AUGACUGAGUCGAAUGAGUCUGGGCCUGCUCAAGCAGCUACAAACGUCUCUGGUCUUCUUCCUCCUGAGCAUUGGGCUGAGUUAGCUGAGGAGUUGGGUGACACGGAUUCUGCUCUGGGAGACGAUAAUGCCGAGUCGACUGCAUCAAUUACUUCAAGUAUUCUCGAGUAUAGGAACAUCAACGGCAGAACAUAUCACCACGAUAUCGGCAAUGCGCAGUACUGGGGAACGAAUGACGAGAAGCAGAAAGAAUCGAUGGAUAUCAACCAUCAUGUUUUGACGCUGGUUUUGGACGGUGCGCUGUACCUUGCGCCUCUUGCGAAGGAUAUCAAUAGUGUCGUCGAUAUUGGAACAGGGACAGGUAAGCUCCAGAGUGAUAAUGUUGCGCAGCCUGGCUUCUGGCCACAAAGUCCACUACAUAUGCAUCUGGGCUAUGCAAGUAUCUCUAUCCCUACCGCUAUGGAAUCUCUGUUAACUGGGUUCUGCAGCGAUUUCGCGGAUAGCUUUCCAGACACGCAAGUAAUAGGCACCGAUAUAUCGCCAAUUCAACCGGGCUGGAUCCCUCCCAACUUGAGAUUCGAUAUCGAAGACUGCACCCAAGAGUGGACGUUCGCCCCUAACUCGCAGGAUUACAUCCACUUCCGUUGGCUUGUCGGCAGUAUCGUAGACUGGGAACAGCUCUUCAAAGAAGCGUAUAGGUGUCUCAAGCCGGGAGGUUAUAUUGAAAGCCAUGAGGCUCUUUCCAGAAUGGACUGCGAUGACGGAAGUAUCACUGAGAAGAGCGCUAUGCACCAGUGGGGAAAAUUCUUCGUUGAGGGUGGAAAGAAGAUCGGCCGUUCGUUCACGAUCGUUGAAGAUGGAGUGCAGAGAUCUGCUAUGGAGAAGGCCGGUUUUGUUAAUCUUGAGGAACGUGACUUCAAGGUCCCCAUUGGAGGUUGGCCAAAGGAUCCCAGGAUGAAGGAAAUUGGCAAGUAUGCUCAGGCUACGCUUGAGCAGGAUAUUGAAGGUUAUGUCUUGUUCAUGGCGAACACGGUGGAGGGCUGGACUAAGGCGGAGGUCGAGGUGUAUAUCUCGAUGCUAAGAAGGGAGUUGAGACAGGGGACUAUGCAUCCUUAUUAUCGGCAGAAGGUUGUCUGGGCUCAGAAACCAAAAGAAUAA
This is a messenger RNA of Fusarium proliferatum ET1, 1158 nucleotides long. RefSeq lists its product as uncharacterized. Lineage: Eukaryota; Fungi; Ascomycota; Sordariomycetes; Hypocreales; Nectriaceae. Gene Ontology annotation, molecular function: methyltransferase activity. The record is from RefSeq and is a predicted model, not a curated record. The transcript is spliced from 8 exons. Bases 1 to 1158 code for a protein of 385 amino acids.